AUGUUGGAACCCCAUUCGCAUAGGCGUCCUCUGGAUUCAUCCUCCGUCUACAGUCAUUCACGCUCUCGAACGACUUCGUCCAACACCUUCCCAGUCCAACAACCCACGCCAAUGCAUCUGCAUCAGCCAUAUGGGCAGCCGCAUCAGCAGUCUUUCACCCGACGUUCUCCCUCGGUCAACACCUUUUCGACCACAUCGACGGUCCCGCCCCCGGCCGCCUACCGUACUUCUCCCACCAACGACCUGCGCCGAUCAACAUCAUCCCGCUCUGGCGGCGCUCCUGCCCAGGCAACGGGCUACGUUGCCCUUCUCCGAAAGCAAAAGGCCACCGUCUGGUGCGACCGGUCGCAGUAUGAGGAUCCUCGCCUCCUAGCCGCGCAACGUGCCGCGAAGCUGCGCGCCAAUAUGGAGAUGGUUGGUGGUCAGCGCACUGCUUCGGGCUCGUCUGGCCCGAGUGGCCGCACCACUACCGGUAUCAGCGCGACCGGCAAGGUUGCUGCGAAGAUCCGCCACCACGGCAAGCCCGGUGUUGUUGGAUAUGCUCCAGGCGAAAACCACAUUGGCGUCGGCGGUGUUCCCAUGCGUCUCAGCGCCACCGAAGUCGAGGCCGAGAGCAGCGACGACGACGAUGCGGCGGCGGCUGCCGCGUCACGGCUGCACCACCGCAGAACGGGGAGUAGUGGACGCAGUAGCACAGCCAGCCGACGUGGACUCACGUAUCGCACUUCGGGUGCCAGCAACGGGCCUAAGUGGAGUCCCGGCGACACACCUGAGAGGACUGGCAGUAUCGUCGAGGAGCGACCGGGAGGAGAACAAGUUCUCGGUGACGCAGCAAGCGAGAAAGCCAGGAGCAUGGCAAGUGGAAGCAGCGGCGAGCGGGCAGACGCUGUGGGCGAGCUUGGAGGUGGCAGCAACCCUGCCGCUAGAUUGGCGAGCAAUUCGCUCAUGAACUCGACAGUGACGCGCGAGAAGAGCGUCAAGACGGUGGACGAGCUGAGGAGGAGAGGCAGCGUCGAUGAGCGCACCAGCUCCCUCAACACAACUGGACGGCUGUAUAUCGCCAAUCCUGAUUAA
Messenger RNA from Verticillium nonalfalfae, 1074 nucleotides. RefSeq lists its product as uncharacterized. The transcript has a single exon. The record is from RefSeq and is a predicted model, not a curated record. NCBI's taxonomy places the organism in Eukaryota, Fungi, Ascomycota, Sordariomycetes, Glomerellales, Plectosphaerellaceae. Bases 1 to 1074 code for a protein of 357 amino acids.